Acaulospora morrowiae is the source of this 561-nucleotide messenger RNA. Lineage: Eukaryota; Fungi; Glomeromycota; Glomeromycetes; Diversisporales; Acaulosporaceae. The record is from the annotation of a GenBank genome assembly.
AUGUCCGUUAAAUAUUUCAUUAAGGAUUUGCCUAAUGGCAUUGACGGUCGCUUACUCAAGAACACUAUUGAAGAGACAUCUUCAACUUUUGCGGCCUCGAAAUAUACGAAAUUUCACUCAAAAAAGUCAUUCUAUGCUCUUGAAGAAGGAAUUUGUGCAUCCAAUCUAAUUACCGAGUCAAUAUUUGACUUCUUAAUCAUUGCUAUCAUUCCAGUACUAUUAACCGUUCAAGUUGAUAAAAAAUUAGAAGAGAAUGAGUCAUUCAUUAAAUUAUUGUUAUUCAUUAAUACCAUUGUCAACUUGAUAAUCGCUGGGUUAAAAAUUUGGUUCUGGGUCAGAAUCUACAAAGCUACCGAAGAUUUCUUCUUUAUGAUUUAUUUCAUAGUUGAGCUCUUCAUAUCGCUAGUUUUUCUCUUAGUAUUUAGUCUUGUUGAUGAUGCAUUCUAUCCAGUCAUUGUUAACGGUACUUCAAUUUUUACCACAAAUUUGGUUUUUCUUUUUCUGGCUGUGAAGAAGGACUACGUUGACGAGGAAACUUAUUUAUUUGUGUUAGUACCCGUU